GAAGCUGAAUGUACGAAGACUGUGUCACAACUGCUUGCUUUGUGUUUUCCACCUGUUGCCGAUUCUACGCGUUACCAUUGCUCUGGUCGGAUCGUUUCGGUUGAUUCUUCUAUGCAGUGGUACUACUUGGGUUGUGCGCUUUGUUCCAAAGCAGCCAUAGAUUAUGAUGGUGUUGACAAAUGGUGUGAUGACCACCGUCGUUUGGUGCCUCAACAAACACAGAACUUUUACAAACUUCGGGUAACAGUUGAUGACAACACUGGAUCAGCAGCUUUUGUUCUGCUGGGUAGGGCCGCUGACCUUCUUGUGGGC
Linum tenue is the source of this 312-nucleotide messenger RNA. The record is from the annotation of a GenBank genome assembly. Lineage: Eukaryota; Viridiplantae; Streptophyta; Magnoliopsida; Malpighiales; Linaceae.